Messenger RNA from Tremella mesenterica DSM 1558, 486 nucleotides. RefSeq lists its product as uncharacterized. Lineage: Eukaryota; Fungi; Basidiomycota; Tremellomycetes; Tremellales; Tremellaceae. The record is from RefSeq and is a predicted model, not a curated record. Bases 1 to 486 code for a protein of 161 amino acids. The transcript has a single exon.
AUGGCAACUCACACGAGGGCGGGCUAUGAUGAAGAAAUGAACUCUCUGUACCCCUUGCUCAGUCAACAAAUGGACCAAUCACUUUCCAAUUGGGGUAGAUUGAAUAGUCACUACAUGACCCUUCAACAGAGAUACAAGAAGAUGGGCACAAUAUUAGGUAAACUGGAGGAGCAAACACCAGUGGUGUCAGCAACUUUUGAUGAAUUCUUGUUCUUUGUUACCGGUUCUGAUACCUUCAAGGGUAAAGCACCUGCAUACCAUAUAUCAAGCUUGGCCAUGACUGACAUCAGAGCUCUCAGAGAAAUGGCAGACUGGCAUUUGCAAUCCAUCCAAAAUCUGAUGAAUAUUGCAAUUGGAGGCAUCGAGGCUCUGAAGCCUUACACUGAAGACACAGCACGGCAAGACCAUAUAAGUGAAUUGUGGACAGGAUGGGAGACAGCAGUGUACUGGUUUAAGGAGGAUCUUGGCUUACAACUCCCCCCAUGA